Molecule: messenger RNA, 3287 nt
Organism: Bipolaris sorokiniana ND90Pr
Lineage: Eukaryota; Fungi; Ascomycota; Dothideomycetes; Pleosporales; Pleosporaceae
Exons: 1
Coding region: 68-3046 (992 amino acids)
Biological process (GO): mitotic sister chromatid cohesion; maintenance of mitotic sister chromatid cohesion
Cellular component (GO): SMC loading complex; chromatin
Molecular function (GO): double-stranded DNA binding
Source: RefSeq, a predicted model, not a curated record
CGCUUUCGCCCAUCAUGCAACGCUUUCGCAUUGAAUUAUCGUGAUCCUUUUUCGCUAUAGUCUUCUAAUGGACCCCCGGUACAACUGGCCGCCGCAAGGCUAUCCGAACGGCCAGUAUAACCCGUAUGCGCCGCCGCCUCCGCCUCCACAACAGCAGCAACCGCCGCCCAACGGCUACCAGCAACAACAUGGCUACCCACAAUAUCCUCCAAUGCAUAUGCAGAUGCCCAUUCAACAAGGCUAUUCACAGUCACAGCCAGCGCCAUACCAGGUCCCGCCGCAGCCUGUCAUGCCUCGGCCCUCGAAUCAACAAUACCAGCAAUAUCAGCAGAUGCCGCCACAAAUGCAACAGCCACAGCAUAUGCAGCAACAUUCACAGCAGAAUUCACAACAGUAUAUUCAGCAGAGUCCCCAGCAACGCCCACAACAACCGCAGCAGCAUAUGCAGCAACCUAUGCAACGGCUUCCCCAGCAAUCUCCUCAACAACCUCCACGACAACCUACUCAACAACCUCCACGACAACUUAAUCAACAACCUAACCAGCAGCCCACCCAGCAGCCUGCACAGCGGUCUCCCCAACAGGUGCAGUAUCGAUCACAACCACAAGUCGUAAUUCCAGCGAGGACACCCAACUAUGGGGACCCUAUGCAAAUGCAACCCCCGCGGAUACGGCAUGUGCAGGUGCCAGUACAACGUACAAGCAGCGUAGGGAUUCCUCAGACAGAUGGUUCGGCCAAUCAACAGCGCCGAUAUAGUGCACAACAGCCGCAAGUUAUGCCUGUCGCGAAGCCAGUCCAGCAGUCAUCGUCGCAGCAAGAGAAUGGACCUAGACCCCAGCCACGACCCGCAAACACGCCGACACAGAACCAGAACCUGCAGCGAGCGCCCCUUCAACCACAGACCACGCCUCAACAACAACGUGUACUACCCCCGACACAGACACCGACCAGCCAGUAUGCAAAUCUGGGCACGCAGCCACCUUCGUCUAAACCGAAAAUGCACCCCCAGGUCGUCAUACCUCGAGCCUCUUCGUCCCACCAACUUACACCAACGAAGCGUGCACAUGUCCCUCAAAAGGCCCUUCCUGCUGAACUCUCCGACCUGCUUCUUACUGCAGCGGACGAAUACAUCGCCGCCGCACGGGGCAUGGUAUCACUUUUAGGGAGUCAAAGAAAGGAAGCUGAUGUCAGACAAUACUACAAACUUAUAUCUACUGCUAUGGGGUGUAUGGAUGCUGUGUUGAGGGACUUUAAUAUGCCGCCUAGGGAUGAAGCAAAGUUGCGCCUAAGAUAUGCAAGUCUUAUGAUAGAAGAGACGGACAUUGAGGCUACGGAUAUUUCAAGUCGCAUUGAAGAGAUUCUUUCCAAGCAAAUAUCACUGUGUGGCAGACAUAGAUUACAGGAUUUGAAGUUUGCUGCCCUCCAUCUCCAAGCGCGGUACCAGUUCAAGACAAACCAUCGAGCCGGUUUGAAGUCCUUAGACAAACCAAUAUCUGAAGCAGAGACUUUUCAGCACAUUGCUUGGGUAUACGCAUUGCGCUUCCUCAAGGUGACACUGGCAUUGCAAAUACCAGGUCGUGUGGAAAUAGUCAUGAUUCUACAACAAUUACAUGCGAUACAGGGCCAUGCGGAACGACGUGGAGAUCGUGCCAUCUAUGUGGCGUGUUGUGCGCUUGAAGCGAUGGUCCACCUGCGGUCUGGCGCCGCAGAUCGGCUUGAGCAAGUUCAACGCGCUAUUGCAGCAGCGCGGAGUCUACAACUUCAGGUGUCAGCUAAAGAUCUGGGCUCUUUUGGCACUCUGAUUGAUGUUAUUGAUGUUGCUAGCGGCAUCCAGACUGGCCGACCAGACACACGGAAAGCGACGUCCCUUCUCGAAGCUAUAUUGGGCAAGAAGGAUGAAAAAGGAGGCUCUGAAACCGGAGUCUUUACUGUUCUCAUUGAACGAAGCUAUGGUGGUAAUCUGACGUUCGAUACAGGUGGCGUGUUCAGGAAGAACGCAGAAAGAAAAGAUGAACUCGUUUUUGCUUGGCUUCCACGGGAGGACCUCAAGGCACUGUGUUUUCACAUUUGUGCUAUGGAACAUCAUGUGCAUGAGAAAGGCUUAAUAUACAUGAAGGAAGCUCGUCAACGAUUUAGGGAAUCCGCGAAGCGUCGAAACCUCAUGGGCAUACCCCCUUCUCUUGCAUUCGCUCGGAUUGAGUGGAACAUGAUGUUGGAAUGGUAUUCGAUGUUCUCUAUCGGACUCAUGGCUUGCUCUCGAGACGACCACGCAACGGCUGAAGAUGUUCUUAGUGGACUGAAGAAACGUAUCGCUCUGCCUCCAUACAACAAUCAGGAGGCCUUUGCACGCACCCUUGCAUACCUUUCAUCUGUCAACGAUCAGGUCAAUGGCAAUCUUGAAUCUGCAAUAAAAAUUUCUUCUGGAGAAGUUCUUGCAAUACCGGAGAAAGGCCAUGCAGUUCCAGCUCGAGCCGAUAUAGCAGUCAUGGCAGCAUUGAACCGCUUGCUCAUUCUUCGCGAUCCUAACCACUCGCAACAUUUCCAGUCGAGCAUGCUGCUAGAGCAACUAAAACCCUUUUGCGAAGACCAUCCAAACCAAUACAUGCGCAUGGCUUUCCGCCUCGUCCAUGCCUUCCACGGCGAAGCUGCCGCCAUCUCCCACCAGAAGAAGACUGUCCAACAAGCCGUCGGCACAGCUCAAGAGAUUUCUCAAAAGACGCAAAACUUCGAGUUUGUAGCCAUGACAAUGUGCUACUUUGUCGCACGCUUCUUCGCCGAUACGGUGGGCGAGAAGAGUAUCCAAGCUAUCCGUGCGGCGAGAUCACAGGCAAUCAAAGGUCGGAAGCCUUUGUGGAUGGCUGUUGCAGCUGGUCUUUGUAUUAAUACAUAUCGGCACAAUGGGCUUAUGGAUGAAGCAGCCAAGGCCACGAGGGAGUUCGAGGCCGUGAGACCGCAGUUACCACUUAUACUUAGAGGUGAAGGCGAUUUAGAUGCUGAGGGCGAAGACGAUGUUGAUGCGGAUGGUGAUAUCGAUAUUGUCGGUUAGAAGGAGCAGUUAUUUUUUUUCUUCUGCACGCAGUUUCUUCUAUCUUCUUCCAACUCAGUGUAUGGAAACCUUUUCUAUUCUUGCAUUUCUCUGGCGUCAUAUGGGGGACUUGUGUUAUGUAAUCUGGUUCACGAUACCAUGUGUGUAGGGUUUUCACUCGGGCGCUUGUCUACAAAUAGUUUUUUCCUCGUGUGAAGAAAUGGUGUUUACGUAAUAACUACAAUUCUUCUUUCUCUGGUUG